Messenger RNA from Aquila chrysaetos chrysaetos, 5223 nucleotides. It is a transcript of the gene LPCAT1, whose product is annotated as lysophosphatidylcholine acyltransferase 1. The coding region runs from base 3060 to 4517 and encodes 485 amino acids. The record is from RefSeq and is a predicted model, not a curated record. Gene Ontology annotation, molecular function: calcium ion binding. The transcript is spliced from 14 exons. Lineage: Eukaryota; Metazoa; Chordata; Aves; Accipitriformes; Accipitridae.
CAAUUUGUAAUAAGUCAUGGAAAUUUUGUUGUGAAUAAACUGGUUUUUAAUGAUGUUUCUCACUGUAUCGCUAAUAUCAGAGAUGCAUUUUUUUCAGCUUCUGUGUGCAUGAGAGGUAUGAUACUGACUUUGAAGACAGGAAAUUGAGACAUACAGAAGGAGAAACAAGGGUACUCUGUGAUUCUCUCGCUCAGUGCUUAGCUAUGUAGGACCUGAUGUUUUUGAGAACUUAAAAAGGACUUAAGUUCAUAUUAUAUACCUUCAUUGUAAGUUCAUACUCAAAUCUGAAUGCAGAGUCUCUAAACAAGGAGAAUGUAUGAUACCUAUUUAGUUUAAGUGACUUGCCUUACAUCAGUUUGAAGCCCUUCUGACAGAAGAGUGGAGUACAUUUUCGCAGGGCAGCCUUCUGUUACAAGCUGUAAGACCAUUCUCUCCCUUCCUGCUGUCCGUGGGUCUUUCACAGCAUACACUGCAGCUUCUGAAAAACUAAGUAGGAUCCUGUAGACCAGUAGAAGUUAAAUGAGCUGUAGUCAAACCCCUCUUGAGAAAAUCGGUCGUGAGCUGAACCUCCCAACGUGCAGCUCCAAAUGGACCUUUAGGGGUUUCUAAAUGUAUCUCAAAACACAGAUGUUUACGUAUGACUUAUUACCAGAUAGAAUUUGUAAUUUUAAUAGAAGGCAUGUCUGUGUGAAUGUCCUAAAUAUGUAGAAAUAUGAUCACCAAAAUUAGAUGUCUGUACAAGGUCAGACCAGGAGUGUAUGUCUCCUGCAUUCUGAUCUCUGACAGAGGCCGGUGAGGAUGGGAUCUUCUCCCUUUUUCUGUCUGACACUGUUACUGUACUUAAGUUUUACAGGAUAGAAGCUUUCUUACCCAGGAAGGUGUCUGAAUGUAGAUGUAGACUGAACUACUUUUCAAAUGUUAGUGUCUUUGUUGAUUCCUAACCUUCUUCAUGGGCCAAACAUACUUCUCUCUCCUACCAAAUUUCUUGUGUGGACAAGUACUGCACUACCACCUGCUAAAAAAGAGGCUGGUGUCACAGCCAGACCCCAUAUACCUGUGUACUUGGAACUGCUUCUUGCUGGCCAUUUCCACCACUGCUGUCUCUGGACACAGAAAACCAGGAAGCCUUUUCUACACAUUUAUGCCAUCUUACACAAGCUUAUGGAUGCAACUACUGCUUCCGUUCUGUGAUGUGGCUCUAAAAUGGUCUUGAGACAAAGGAUUGCUACAGAGAUGCAAAGGACUGAAUAGCUCACCAGCAGUCACCUGUCAUUCAGCUUUGCCCUGGUGUAGGGAGGAGACUUUGAGGAGUGGGAGAGAGUGUGAAUCCCAAAGGACCAUAUCCUCACCUGCAUUUUGUUUCCCUUUUUUCUUGACAGUUGGUUCUUCUCAUUUUACGAGCUUAGAAGGCAGCUGCUCUCUUUUCCAGUUUGCACAUGAAUGCUCCCCUAUUUGCUGCCAGACGUGGUGGUCUUGUCUAUGGAUGCAGAGUUGCAUGAGUUAGUAUGACUUCAGUGCUCAUCUGACGCUUGCAGUUUAGGAAGUUGUACUGGUUCGUCUGGGAAACUAGCCUAUCUAAGAAAAAAGAUCCUUUUUCUUUUGAUUCUGCAGACUGAAACAGUCUACCGAGGGACUGGAAUCCUGUCUUGGGGAGUGAGACCAUGGUUGUUAUGAGAUGAUGGUGCCAGUCUGAACCAUCACUGUAAAAUUUUGACAUUGCAGUGGGGUGGUAGCUUAGGGCUUGAAACUGGUAACUUGGGCUUUCUUCCUGCUAUGUGUUCCCUUCCCCUACCCUAGACCUACAGAUCUGUACAGCUACAGGGUGAGUUGGUUAUUGAGCUGUUUUGGGAAGUGAGAGGAAGCAGGAACUGAUCAAUGGAAAACUGAGCUGUGUGAUGACUAGAUCUGCAUCAGGGAAGAGAAGAAGAAUACGAAUAAUGCUUUCCACAGCAGCCUGGAGAUGCGUCAGAUUAAGCAAAACAUGAGACAGCAUCUUAUGCCUCAUUACUCAUCCUUGCCCAGCCAUUGUGAUGCUGAAAAGUGCUUUUUUACCUCACCUGGUGCACCAAUGAAUAUGUAGCAUAUUUCCUUUUGAAUUUUCUUUCUUUACGUGGCCCUUCUAUUUCGUAGUGUUGUCUUCAUCUUCUGCUAGCCUCCAUUGUACAGCUUGAGGAGCUUUAGUGCUACCCCAAUCAGCUUCAGCCAGUUUUCAGUUCCCUUUCUCUCCCUUAGCCAGUCAUCUGAAGCUGUACCCUCCUCCACUUUAAGAGCUUUUUUUUCUUUCUUCCUGUCCUUUGAGUGAGAAAGAUGGGGACUCUUGGCUCUUGGAACUGUUUCCUGGAGCAAGUGGAUCAUUGCACGCAUAGUUGUUGUGUUUUCUGGAGGACAGUUAGGAACAACUCCAAACAGCUCAGGAAAGGCCCUACUUUUGGGAGAAUUCUUCAAAAGACUGUGGGAAGAGUUCCAACAUGACGUGGUUUUUGCCAAAGUUGAAGGCAGAGGGCUGACUGGCUGGGAAUGGGGUCUCCAAGAACUAGAGCGCUAGAAGGAGGUGCAGAGGCAGCUAGGUUCACCAUGGCUUCCCAGGGGAGGAUAACUUCUUGAAAACCUCUGCUUUCCAGGGGGUUGUGCUUGUUAGCGCAGACCUGGAACUUAAACUUGUAUGCGUGUCUGGGUAUUUGUCCAGAGGUCUCUGCAGUGUUCUACCUGUGGUUCCCCACAGCUUCUGGUUCCAAGAACAUACAGCAGAGGAACUGGUGCCUGCCCAGUCCUGGAAGAUCUUUCUAGGUUGGGUCCUGUGUUGCCAUGCGAAUGCACCCUGCUGAAGAAGUGCAUGUCACUGACUGGGAGCUGCUGUGAUGGACUGACUUCUCUGUAGUGCAGUAAGAUUUACAACACACCCAUACUAAAUAUUUACUUAAUGUGAGGCUGCAGAAAGGGAAAAGAGCAUGCGGAUGUAUUCACUGACAAACAGGGUCUGAAGAAGUGUGGAAAGCUAAGACUGCAUUAGCUUUAAAGAGUGUGCUGUGUUUCAGCUGUAAUUAAGAUGGAUUGCCUUCAUGACCUUGACUCUGUUUCCUAUCCGACUCUUUUUUGCUGCUUUUAUGAUGUUGCUGGCCUGGCCUUUUGCAUUCAUUGCUUCAAUGGGAUCUGAUGAGCAAGAGCUUGAAAAGCCCCUCUCCUGGUGGCGAAAGAUAGUGGAUAUUUUGCUGAAAGCAAUCAUGAGAAUGAUGUGGCUUGCUGGUGGAUUCCACUGGAUAAAUGUAAAAGGCAGACGGGCAUUGCCGGCAGAAGCAGCAAUAUUAACUGUGGCUCCCCAUUCUUCCUACUUUGAUGCCAUUCCAGUAACUAUGACCUUCGCCUCCAUUGUGAUGAAAGCAGAAAGCAAAGAUAUUCCUGUUUGGGGAACUCUAAUCAAAUACAUCCGGCCAGUAUUUGUAUCUCGGUCAGACCAGGAUUCUCGCAGGAAAACUGUUGAAGAGAUUAAGAGGCGUGCUCAGUCUGAUGGUAAAUGGCCACAGAUAAUGAUAUUCCCAGAGGGCACUUGCACAAACCGAUCCUGUCUAAUUACAUUCAAGCCUGGAGCGUUUAUUCCUGGAGUUCCUGUACAGCCAGUGGUUUUACGUUAUCCAAACAAACUGGAUACAAUCACAUGGACGUGGCAAGGGCCAGGAGCGUUAGAAAUUCUAUGGCUUACUUUGUGUCAGUUUCACAAUUCUGUGGAAAUUGAGUUUCUGCCCGUGUAUAUUCCUUCAGAAGAAGAAAGAAAAAAUCCAGUGUUAUAUGCCAAUAAUGUCAGACGUGUAAUGGCAGAGGCAUUGGGAGUUUCAGUGACAGACUACACAUUUGAAGACUGUCAGCUAGCUUUGGCUGAAGGACAACUUCGUCUGCCUUCAGACACAUGUCUUUUAGAAUUUGCAAAGCUUGUAAGAAGCCUUGGGCUGAAGCCAGAAACACUUGAAGAUGAUCUUGAUAAAUAUGCUGCAAGUGCCAUGAAAAUGAAAAAAGAAAGGGUUGAUCUUAAAGAAUUUUCAGCAUACUUGGAAUUUCCAGUUUCUCACACAUUAGAAAGUAUGUUUGCGCUUUUUGAUGAGAAUGAAGAUGGUAUAAUUGACAUUCGGGAAUUUGUCAUUGCUCUGUCAGUUGUCUGUAAGCCAUCCAAAACUCUGGAAACAAUUCAGUUGGCAUUUCAGCUGUACCAGUCAGAAAAUGGAACUAUAACAGAAGAGGAUUUAGCUCAUAUUCUGAAGACUGCCAUGGGUGUGUCACAGAUUAAUGUUACGCAUCUUUUUAGAGCUGUAGAUGAAGAAGAAAAAGGAAAGAUUACAUAUGAUGACUUCUACAGAUUUGCUGAAUUGCACCCACACUUUGCAGAAGACUAUCUCUAUGCUGAUCAGAUGGGAGCUGAGAGUGGCUUGGAGACUUCAUCUCUUUCUGCUCCUAAUGGUAUCUGUACUGACUUCAGCCCUGAAAACGCUGAAGAUAAAAACAAGCCCCUGCAGAAGAAACUGAAUUAACACUACAACUGUUACCUUCCUCUCCUGGUGAGAGGAUUGUCUUUUCUUGGGAUUUUCAUAAGUCACUCCAACUAUACAGCAAAUACCAGUUUUGUGUGUGAAAGUUCUUCUACCUUAAUACUGUUCUUUGAAUCGUAUGUGCUAUAUUUAACAACAUGUUCCAGGUUACUUUGGGGAAGGUGUUUUUAUUUUUUUCAAAAAGGUCUUUGAAAGGCAAAAAUGUGAAUGUGCUUCAUUAUUAAUGUUCAUAUUUAAAAGGAAGCGGCACACUUAUUUAUAUUCCAUUGGCUAGUUUCAUGUACAAAGUGUCGCACAAACUGUGCAUGUAUAAAGAAACUGUAGCUACUAUGGUGUUAAGUGCACUUUGGUGAUUAGUGUUUUCCCUAGUUAUGGGGAUGUUUAUUUGGGGCCAAACUUUGCUGUCCAUAUUUGCAUAGUCGGUCUUGUUGGUUUCAGUGGGAUUAUUCUCUCGAGCAAGGCAAGCAUAUUUUGGCCCUUUGUUUUGGUUUCAGUGAACAUUUUGGAAACAAUAAUGCAAAAACUUGCUAAGGAUUACUUUUUAUUUUUAUUGUUGAAUGACAAAAUUGUUUCUCUUUCAGUCUAUUCCAUGGUAGAAUGAAAAGGAAAGGCUUUUUAUCCCUCACCCCAGCACUUUUCUACUGUAAUCUUCUGGAUGCAAUUAAACGUGAAUUUUUUUCCAAACUGA